This is a messenger RNA of Penicillium samsonianum, 735 nucleotides long. RefSeq lists its product as uncharacterized. The transcript has 2 exons. The record is from RefSeq and is a predicted model, not a curated record. NCBI's taxonomy places the organism in Eukaryota, Fungi, Ascomycota, Eurotiomycetes, Eurotiales, Aspergillaceae. The coding region runs from base 1 to 735 and encodes 244 amino acids.
AUGCCUUCACCAACCGACAACACAUUUGAAGGAUAUAUGUUUUACCGAGCGGACUCUUUGUUGCGUAGCAAGCCAGACUGGCGUUUUGUGGAGAGAAUUCCACUACAGAUUAAACAGCGAAAGCUCGGCAAGAUGGUUUAUGACCGGGCAGCGCUCUGUUCUCCUGUGAAACAACAACAAGAUUUGAACGGCGACCGGCUUCGCCAUAUCAACCAACUUGUCGCAGACCGGCGUGAGGUUUUUCCGGGGCUCUAUUGGACAGUGGCAUACCUCGAAGAGAGUGUAUGCGCUCAUGGAAGACGAGAGGUGAUGGCACCUGACUACCAGCAAGAACAUGACAUAGUCUCUAUGGUGGUUAUCCUCUUGGCAAGGCCGCAGCAAGAGGGAAAAUAUGCCAAAGGGCUUAUAGGAGACUUGGUAGACAUCGUCCGUGUUGGUAACGACAGCGGACACAGCAUUGGCCAUUCCAGCGCUUCCAGCGUCGUUAGUGAAUUUGGCGGAACGCAAGAUACCCACUGCGUCUCAACGUGGCUUGGAGACCCGAAAUCGGAAAGAUCUGACCCAGGCGAGCUCUCUUUAACCGAGAGUGAAAAAAAUAUUGUCAACAACAAGCGAUCUCAAAAUCCUACGGCCGGAUCACCACAUCCUAAGAGGAUUUGCCAAAGCGCCAGUCCUCGUUGGAGCAAUGAGCGAGACCAGGGGGUAGACCGAUUCAAACGACGACCUCCGGUUUGA